Molecule: messenger RNA, 927 nt
Organism: Dovyalis caffra
Lineage: Eukaryota; Viridiplantae; Streptophyta; Magnoliopsida; Malpighiales; Salicaceae
Source: the annotation of a GenBank genome assembly
AUGUCGUCAUCCAAGAAACAAGCCCUUUUCGUAGGUGGUCUUGUAACCCUUUGGUACUCAUCAAACAUUGGUGUUUUGCUUUUAAACAAGUUCUUAUUAUCAAACUAUGGCUUUAGAUUUCCAAUCUUUCUAACAAUGUGCCACAUGUCAGCUUGUGCUAUACUUAGUUACUUAUCUAUUGUUUUCUUCAAGAUUGUGCCUUUGCAAGCUGUUAAAUCAAGAACCCAGUUGUUAAAGAUUGCAACAUUGAGUGUGGUUUUUUGUGGGUCUGUUGUUGGUGGCAAUAUUUCUUUGAGGUAUUUGCCUGUGUCGUUUAACCAGGCUGUUGGGGCUACUACACCUUUUUUCACUGCUGUUUUUGCCUACUUGAUAACUUUGAAGAGGGAAGCGUGGGUAACUUAUGGAGCUCUUGUGCCUGUUGUUGUUGGUGUUAUUAUUGCCAGUGGGGGUGAGCCAGGUUUUCAUUUGUUUGGCUUCAUUAUGUGCAUAAGUGCAACUGCUGCCAGGGCCUUCAAGUCUGUUCUUCAGGGCAUCCUGCUUUCUUCUGAAGGAGAAAAGUUGAACUCGAUGAAUUUGCUGUUGUAUAUGUCUCCGAUUGCUGUUUUGGUAUUAUUGCCUGCAGCACUUACAAUGGAGCCGAAUGUAUUAGAAGUUACUUUAGAACUUGGAAAGAAACAUAAGUAUAUGUGGCUGCUACUUAUCCUCAAUUCAACAAUGGCCUACUCAGCUAACUUGACAAACUUCUUGGUAACCAAGCAUACAAGUGCACUGACACUCCAGGUGUUAGGCAAUGCGAAAGGUGCUGUGGCUGUUGUUAUCUCAAUUUUCAUCUUCAGGAAUCCUGUGACAUUUGUGGGUAUCGCUGGGUAUUCAAUGACUGUUCUUGGGGUAGUUGCUUAUGGAGAAGCAAAGAGAAGAUUUAGAUGA